AUGUCUCUAUCCAUCCCACACUCUGCAGAGCUAGAGAAGAUGUCUGACUAUCUCACAAUAGCAGAUCUAAAGAGAUUGUACCUUGUCACGUUUGAUGCUCGAAUCAAGUGGCGAAACAUCUUGCUUAUUCUUGAUGUACCCUCAGCUACAAUUGACAGCAUUGGGAAAGAAUGGAGCAACAUUCCUGAUGACUGCAAUCGUGAGGGUUUGAAAGAAUGGCUUAAUGCAGAAGGAGAGAAAAGCUGGAAAGAUAUGGUGGAGGCUUUGUCUAGUCCCAUCGUGGGUGAAUUUCACAUAGCCAAGACCAUCGAGAAAGAUCAUUUACAGUCUACUUCAGAGGAUGACCAAAAUCGCCAGUUGAUCAACGACAAUUUGAUCGUUUUCCUAGACGAGCUUCUUGGUAAAGGUGCAUUUGGAGCAGUCUUCAAAGGCAGCUACAAGGGCGAGAUGUGUGCCGUCAAAGUUCUGCUUCACGAUGCUGUGGAGAUGCAGGCAAGUAUUUCAAUCGGCAAAAACGAAGAAGCUAGCAAUGCAAUUGAUCGUGAGAGUGAUUUUCUCAAGUCGUUCCAGCACCCAAACGUUGUUCAGUUUCUGUCGACUGCCACGCACCCCAAAUCAGGUAGUACAAUCCUCAUUGUUGAGCUGAUGGAUUGCAAUCUGAGAUCCUAUUUCUCUGGCCUUGGUGAAGAGUCCCUCACUAGCGAAUGUGAAAUUAGUCUCUCCAAAGACAUGGCUUGUGGUCUGGCCUUCAUUCAUAGCAAGCAGAUUAUCCACCGUGACCUCUGUGGCGAUAACGUCUUGCUGAAGCUUACACAACCAAUGCCUAUCGCAAAAAUUUCCGACUUUGGUAUGUCACGAUUAUACGAUCCCUCCAAGCUUAGCCAAACCCUCACAGCUGUUGGUCACUGUAGAGGGUAUCUACCUCUCGAGGCUAUUCGAUUGGAUGAGGAGAAUUACGAUAAUAGCGUGGAUGUUUUUUCCCUUGGGGCGAUUAUGGUACAGAUUGUUCGCAAGCUAAAGACAGUCAAAUCUGUGGAAGAUCGAUCAUUCCAUGUUGCCCGGAUCCCUCGCACACACAGGUUGAGGAAGCUUAUCGACAGUUGCUUGCAAGAAGACAUGAGGAGGAGACCAUCUGCCAGGGACAUCUGUGAGUCAAUUUACAUUUUAGCUGUUACAGCUAACACUAUACACUCUACGAAAAAAUCAAAUUCGUCUUUAUUAAUGUUGGUUCGAUUUUUAGAUGAUGACCUGACUAGAUGCUCAGACACAUUGGAGGCAACAAAGAGAGAGUCCAAGGACACUCAACCAGUCAAGAAGGUGCGUACAUGUAGUGUGUGA
Halichondria panicea is the source of this 1338-nucleotide messenger RNA. Its product is annotated as probable serine/threonine-protein kinase DDB_G0271538. The coding region runs from base 1 to 1338 and encodes 445 amino acids. Lineage: Eukaryota; Metazoa; Porifera; Demospongiae; Suberitida; Halichondriidae. Gene Ontology annotation, molecular function: protein serine/threonine kinase activity; ATP binding. Gene Ontology annotation, biological process: protein phosphorylation. The transcript has 2 exons. The record is from RefSeq and is a predicted model, not a curated record.